AUGACGGGGCGUACCUCCCUGGUCGCCCCGCUCUCCUCUACUUGCGCCCUGGUGUCGACGACGGCGCACGCGGGGGCGCCGUCUCUGCCGGCGUUUUUCUCCGCCCCGCUUCACAUGGCGCAGCGGCACAAGUCCUUCGCGUCCACGAUCCACGACAUGACAAUCAUGCGCAUGGGGUCCUCGUACAAGCCGGGUACGUACAGCUCCAAGGACGUCACCUCGGGUCCGCAGGCCGGCAUCGGUCAUGACCCUGUCUUCACCAGUUUCUUCUUGAAGAAGAUGGUGGGACCACUGCGGCGCAAGCAGAGCAACUCGCCAGAGGACUUCUUCAAUGUGGACGAAGCUGGCAAGUGGAUGGACGCCAAGAACGCGGCGAAGGUCCUCGGCAUCAAGGAGGAGGCGCUGCCGAAGCUGACCAAGGCGACGCUGGAGGAUGUGUUCAGGAGGGAGUACAAGGGGCGCACCAACGCGCAUCAAGAGGAGGUGAUGAUCGCGACGGAGGUUCUCCUCGAGUACCUCGACUCGUCUGUGUACAUGAAGAAGAGUCGGCAGUACUACCGCAAGUUCCUGGAGAACGCCAGGCUCGAGGUGGAUGCCGAACUGACCAGGGGGGAGCGCGAGCGAAAUGAGUCGCUCAUAUGGUGGUUCAGCAUUGCAAUCACCGGCGCCUGCGCCAUUGUCUUCUUCGUUGCCUACUCCCGAAAGUACGUCACGCGCAGUGACGUGGCCAGCAUCGGCGCCAAGACGUCCGAGUACUUUGUUAUGACGUUCCUGCAGCCGAAGAACACGGAGCCGAAGCCGGACUACAAUACUCGGUACUUCAACACACCCAGCUCAAUGGAGCUGGACAAGAAGAACGGCCGGUACCCUAAGCAGUUUCUGAGCACGGAUGAGAUUCGCCAGGCCGAACGCUCAGCAGCCUACGAGGAGCAAGAAGAGGCUGAGAUGUUGAGGCUGUUUAACGAUGAGCGGGAGCGUAGCGUGCGUGAUCGCCAGGAUGACAAGGCUCGCGAAAGCCGCGUCUCCGUUUACCUUUCUGAAAAGGCCGAGGCGGCGGAGCAGCCUGCGCCAUCACGUGACAGCAGCGACAAGACCGCGUUUGAGAGGUUGACCUUCCAGGAGUUCAGUGGCAUGCUGGCCCGCAACUUCGGCGGCGGCUCACGCUUUCAGCGGCUGACGGAGGAGACGUCGUCGCGCACGGAGCGCUUGAACGCCGCGCGUGAGCGAAUCAAGUCGGCGAACUCGUAG
Messenger RNA from Leishmania mexicana MHOM/GT/2001/U1103, 1248 nucleotides. RefSeq lists its product as hypothetical. The coding region runs from base 1 to 1248 and encodes 415 amino acids. The transcript has a single exon. Lineage: Eukaryota; Euglenozoa; Kinetoplastea; Trypanosomatida; Trypanosomatidae. The record is from RefSeq and is a predicted model, not a curated record.